Molecule: messenger RNA, 1200 nt
Organism: Protomyces lactucae-debilis
Lineage: Eukaryota; Fungi; Ascomycota; Taphrinomycetes; Taphrinales; Protomycetaceae
Exons: 2
Coding region: 1-1200 (399 amino acids)
Biological process (GO): nucleosome assembly
Cellular component (GO): nucleus; chromatin
Molecular function (GO): histone binding; chromatin binding
Source: RefSeq, a predicted model, not a curated record
AUGUCCGACGCACAAAACAUCCAGAACAAGCGUCUCUCAGACCUCGCACCCACACCCAUGAACACGCCCGCCACCCCAGCGAAUCAGAUGCUCACAGGCGCAAAGGCACCGGGCGUCCCCAAGAUUGACGAGGAAAAGGAGGAACGCGACGCGAUUGCCAGUGCUCUUCAAGGCAACCCGCAACUCAUGAACAUGAUCCAAGGCAGGCUCGGCGAUCUCGUGGGCAAGUCGUCCGGCUAUAUCGAGUCUCUCCCUACUGUCGUGCGUACCCGCAUCCACGGCCUCAAGGGAGUCCAGGCAGAACACGCCAAGCUCGAGUCGCAGUUCCAAGACGACCUUCUCGCCCUCGAGAAGAAGUACCUCGAAAAGUACGCGCCCUUGUAUGCCCGUCGCGCAGAGAUCGUUGCAGGCACGAAGGAACCCACCGAGCAGGAGAUUGAGGUCGGUCUCCAAGACGUCGACCCCGAUGAGGAAGAGGCUCGCGAGCAGGCAGACGCGAAUGAAGAGACCAACAUUCAAGGUGUGCCCGAGUUCUGGCUCACCGCCAUGAAGAAUGUCCUCUCCCUGCAGGAAAUGAUCAAUGCACGCGACGAGGAGGCGCUCAAGUCGCUCACAGACAUCCGCAUGUCGUACCUCGACAAGCCCGGCUUCAAGCUCACCUUCCAGUUUGCGGAGAAUGAGUUCUUCAGCAACAGCACCCUGACCAAGACCUACUACUACCAGGAAGAGGCAGGCUAUGGCGGCGACUUUGUGUAUGAUCACGCAGAUGGCGAUGAAAUCAAGUGGCACGAGGGCAAGAACCUCACCGUCCGUUACGAAACCAAGAAGCAGCGCAACAAGAACACAAAGCAGACUCGCAUUGUCAAAAAGACCGUGCCUGUCGAGUCCUUCUUCAACUUCUUCAGCCCGCCUGCCGUGCCGGAUGACGAGGAUGACAAUGAUGUUGCUUCUGACAUUGAUGAGCGUCUCGAGCUCGACUACCAAAUUGGCGAGGACAUCAAGGAGAAGCUCAUCCCAAGGGCUGUGGACUGGUUUACUGGUGAGGCACUUGCCUAUGAAGAGCUCGAUGACGAGGAUCUCGAGGAAGACUACCAGGACUAUGACGAUGAAGAUGAAAGCGGCGACUCGGAGGAGGAGGACUCAGAGACAGAGGCUGAUGGCAAGCCCAAGCAAGACCCUCAAGAGUGUCGCCAGCAGUAA